CACAGAGCCAUGACCGGAGGAAGGGGGAUUUACCUCGGCGGGAAACACACGGGAUGCAGCUAAUCUGCUGCCCACAAACAUCGUAAAAGAUAUGCAAGCACGGCACACAGAAUCAGGCAUGUAAUCCUGACAGGUGCAGAAUAUGUCUCGAAAAAAAGAUCCAUGUCAGAAGCAAGCCUGUGAAAUUCAGAAAUGCUUAAAAGAGAAUAAAUACAUGGAAAGCCGCUGCGAAGAAGUGAUCCGAGAGAUGCGGCGCUGCUGCCGGCAACACGCUGCGGAGAAGUCGGUCUGCUGCUCGGGAUUCCGGAAGGAGUACAAGACCGCGGAAAACAAUGAGGUCCUUUCCUCCUCCUACCCAGCAUCUGCCUGUUUAUAAAGUUUGUCUUGCCUACCGUAAAAUAAACAUAUUAAGGAAAAUAAAUGAAAGGCGCCGUUUUAUAAA
This is a messenger RNA of Brienomyrus brachyistius, 442 nucleotides long. RefSeq names its product C-x(9)-C motif containing 4 homolog (S. cerevisiae) (gene cmc4). The transcript is spliced from 3 exons. NCBI's taxonomy places the organism in Eukaryota, Metazoa, Chordata, Actinopteri, Osteoglossiformes, Mormyridae. Bases 143 to 376 code for a protein of 77 amino acids. Gene Ontology annotation, cellular component: mitochondrial intermembrane space. The record is from RefSeq and is a predicted model, not a curated record.